This is a messenger RNA of Brugia malayi, 1056 nucleotides long. RefSeq lists its product as uncharacterized. The transcript is spliced from 7 exons. The coding region runs from base 1 to 1056 and encodes 351 amino acids. NCBI's taxonomy places the organism in Eukaryota, Metazoa, Nematoda, Chromadorea, Rhabditida, Onchocercidae. The record is from RefSeq and is a predicted model, not a curated record.
AUGUCUUAUGCAUUAUUUUUCAACGAUAACAGUAACGGUAGUCUUCAUCACGGUGAAGUUAAUACUACUGAGAGACCAAUAUGUGCUCAGAAGGGUCUUUCAUGUCCAGCCUUAUACAACACCAUGGAACUCGUUUCUUAUCUUACAACAGUUGCUGACUUCAUAAUUAUACCACUUUUGGUUUAUUUAUCACUUUCGAAAGUGAAGGAUGGUAUAUUCAAGUAUUUUACACUUAAUUUAAUGGCAAUUUGCUUCAUAAUAUCUAUAGCUGAUCUUGCGGUAGAUAUCAUAAACAUUAUAAAUCUCUUCGUUGACGUAGGCGAAAAUAAAAAAAACUUAUACCGGAUUCGACGUUGGGCAAGACGAUGUUUAAGUUUUGGAAAUAUUUGGUUUCAUGCCUUAGCUCUGUAUGCAGCUGUUAUUUGUUAUUUACCUUAUGCUAAUCCAAUUUUCUAUACGAAACAUUUUGUAAACAAGAGUCAAAAACUUCAUUAUGUCAUUCUUCAUAUAUCGCUAUUUUUGUGGAACAGUUGCAUAGAUUUUAUCAGAGAACAAUUCGCAAUUGUUAUGCCAUAUCAUCUAACGCAUCUUAUAUUAUUCACUGCUUUGUUCACUGUUGCUCUGAUGGCAUCCAUAGGAAUAUAUAAAUACAAACCACCCGGAGUUAGUGCUACUAGUAUUGGAAAAUUACGACGAAAACGACUAUUUUCAUUUGUUAUUUAUUGCUAUGCCACUGAAAUUAUAGUUUUGCCACGUUUUCUUUAUUCAUUAACGUCAAUCAUUUGCGAUUAUAUUGGAUGCGAACAUCAAUUACGACAAACUCUUUUCUAUACUAUUAUACGUCGACUGAUUCAUAUUUUUCAUGAGUUGAAUUCAAUUGCCAUUGGUCUAAGUACCAUUGUUGCGCUUGAACCUUACCGUCAUGCAAUUCUUUCAAUAUUUCGAAAACAAAGAUCAUCGAUUACAAAAGUUCAGCUAUUAAAUAGAAAAAUUGUAGACAUCAAUAGUGGUGCAACAAUGAUCAACAAUAUUGCAAUAACAAAGGUGGAAAACUAG